AUACCAGCAUGUCCAGUGAUCUUCCGCGAUCCCGCGCGAUGCUUCUCCAUCAUCUUCUGCGCUGCUCUCUCGCCCGCGCGCUCAUUCUCGGUCUCAUCCCGGCCGUCGUCAUCAUCAUGCUGAUCGUCAUGGUGUUCGUAAGCCUCCUCUCCAUCCUGCCCUUCGUCUUCGGCAUUCACGUCAGGAUCACGAAUGAUCGUCCAGCCGCUCCCCUCAGCUUCACGCUGAGCGACAGCAUCCUGCUUCUCAUCGACUCUCUUCCCGCCCCCAAACUGCGCAGCAUCUGCCUCGGACAUGACUUGCCAUCUCGCCACCUCUCGCAAUUCCCUCUUCACUCGGCGUCUUUUCUGUGAGGACGACUCGCCUAGCAAACGCUUCAUAUGAAUCGCGCCUUCCGCUCGCUCGCCAUCUUGGAUCUUCUCGGAAAGUUGAGGUGUCCAACGGAGCUUUUGGCCGCCUCUGUUGACUUCCGGCAGGGAUGGAAGAGAGAGGAGAGGAGGUUGAACUGUGGCUGGCACGGUAGGGCGAGUGAAGGUACGCUGUAUGCUGCUGGUCCAG
This is a messenger RNA of Zymoseptoria tritici IPO323, 558 nucleotides long. RefSeq lists its product as uncharacterized. Bases 9 to 353 code for a protein of 114 amino acids. The transcript is spliced from 2 exons. Lineage: Eukaryota; Fungi; Ascomycota; Dothideomycetes; Mycosphaerellales; Mycosphaerellaceae. The record is from RefSeq and is a predicted model, not a curated record.